AUGCAAUUUGAAAGCAAGCUUGAUGAUAUGGAGAUCAAAAAUAUUAAGGAUCAAGUUCUUAAAGAUUGCCAAUAACUCAAUACAAUCUACAACAAUAAUUUGUCCUCGGCCUCUUCUAUCUUAAUGGUUGAUAGUAUAUAUACAGGAAAAGUGAGGGACAAUUAAAAAGAAGGGUUUGGGGAAUGCAUAUCUUACAAUGAUAAUAAAAACUCAGAGCGGCAAAAUAAAAAAAUAAAAGAAUAUUAUUUAGGAGAAUGGAAAGAUAGUAUGAAGGAUGGCUUUGGAAUGAUGGUGUAUUCUAAUGGAAAUUAGUAUGACUACUAUGUUGGCUAAUUUCAGUAGAAUAAACAACAUGGUUCAGGAGAAAUUAAAUAUUCUACUGGGGAAUCGUAUAAAGGAGAGUUUUAAAAUAAUUAAUUUCAUGGAAAAGGGAUUUUGAUUCUUCAAGAUUAAAUUACAUAUUAUGAAGGUGAUUGGUCUUUCAAUCAACGGGAUGGAUUUGGAAUUGAACAUGGAAUUGAUGACAAUAAAAUAUGGGAUUAUUAAGGAUCAUUUUCUAAAGGUAAAAGGCAGGGGAAGGGAAAACUUACAAUCCAUAAUGAUUAUGAGAUCGAAGGGGAAUUUGAAAAUGAUUUCCCCAAAAACGCAGUUAUUACAUACAAAUAGCAAGAGUGCUAGGCUGAUAAAUAUGAUGGAUAUUUAGACAUUAAUAAUAAUUAUGAAUCUAUAUUUCAUGGAAAUGGAACUUUAACAAUGAAAAAUAAUUAAAUUAUACAAGGAAUAUUUUCAAACCAUGAAUUUAAAGGAAAAUGA
Molecule: messenger RNA, 813 nt
Organism: Paramecium tetraurelia
Lineage: Eukaryota; Ciliophora; Oligohymenophorea; Peniculida; Parameciidae
Exons: 2
Source: RefSeq, a predicted model, not a curated record